GUGUUUGGCUCACUAGCAACCUUGAAGGCGAUUGCAGAUGAGUUUAAUUACGCUUCAGUAAAAAAAAAAAAAAAAAAAAAAAAAAAAAAAAAAAAAAAAAAAAAAAUCAAGGCCUUGAAAAUUUUCUUUUUGCAUGCUGCAAAAGGGCAUUUCAAGUUGUGGAGAGAGGAGCUCCUCGAAAUCAGUUCGCUCUUUGAUGACAGAAUGGAGUUUCUCCCUCGAUGUAUCCAAUUCUUUUGGAACAUGCGGGUA
Molecule: messenger RNA, 252 nt
Organism: Gilbertella persicaria
Lineage: Eukaryota; Fungi; Mucoromycota; Mucoromycetes; Mucorales; Choanephoraceae
Exons: 2
Source: RefSeq, a predicted model, not a curated record